AUGUCGGUCCUGGUGAAUGGGUCCCCAUCCAAGUCGUUCAAAAUGGAGAGGGGCUUAAGACAAGGAGAUCCUCUCUCAUCUCUUCUGUUUGUACUUGUGGUCGAUGUUUUGCAUAGGAUGUUGGGAGAAGCCGUAAGGAAUGGGCGCAUUGAUCCGCUGCUGGUCGGGAGAGAUCAUAUUGAACUGUCACAUCUCCAAUUUUCAAAUGAUACUAUUUUGUUUUGUCCUCCAGAGAUAGAGACUAUUGUGAAUUAUAAUAGGCUGUUGCAGUGUUUUGAGCUGAUGUCGGGUCUGAGCAUCAAUUUUGAUAAGUUGAAUCUAAUAUCAAUGAAUUGUGAGAAGGAGUGGGUGGAUCAUGUGUGUGGCCUACUGGGGUGCAAGCAAGCUGUCUUACCUGCUAGAUGCCUCGAGAUUUCUUUAGAAGCAAAUCCGCGCUUGGUGAAGACUUGGAAACUGAUCAUAGAUAAGGUGGAAGAGAAGCUCAACUUAUGGAAACCAAAGGUUCUAAACAAAGCAGAGGAGAUUUAUGUGGUGUAA
Arachis ipaensis is the source of this 537-nucleotide messenger RNA. NCBI's taxonomy places the organism in Eukaryota, Viridiplantae, Streptophyta, Magnoliopsida, Fabales, Fabaceae. The record is from RefSeq and is a predicted model, not a curated record.